AAACGGCCGAAGACAAAUGCGAGCACAGCCGCGGUGGCACCAGCAACGGCAGCAGCUGUGUGUGGAGUUGGGCCCACAUCAACAUUAUUCUCCAACACCACACCAAUUGACGAGCCUCCGAUCACGACAGUGAAUAUCGCGGCUCAGGCAAAACAGCCUCCACGUGAUACAAAGGUUGCUGCUUCCGAUGUUUGGUAUUUCAUGUGGGCAGUGGAUUCCCCAAAAAAACCAGACAAAAUGCCAGAGAAUCAGCCCCGGUUGAAGAACAAGCCCGACUCACCAUAUGUUGCCUGUAGACUC
This is a messenger RNA of Suillus plorans, 300 nucleotides long. RefSeq lists its product as uncharacterized. The annotation marks the transcript as partial. The transcript has a single exon. The record is from RefSeq and is a predicted model, not a curated record. Lineage: Eukaryota; Fungi; Basidiomycota; Agaricomycetes; Boletales; Suillaceae.